Messenger RNA from Zychaea mexicana, 676 nucleotides. RefSeq lists its product as uncharacterized. The transcript has 4 exons. Gene Ontology annotation, cellular component: GID complex. NCBI's taxonomy places the organism in Eukaryota, Fungi, Mucoromycota, Mucoromycetes, Mucorales, Lichtheimiaceae. Bases 144 to 581 code for a protein of 145 amino acids. The record is from RefSeq and is a predicted model, not a curated record. Gene Ontology annotation, biological process: proteasome-mediated ubiquitin-dependent protein catabolic process.
AGCGCGUCCACAAAAUUUGCAUUGCGACGGAAGAACAAACUUUGUUCAAUAAGGCAUGAAUUUACGACUGUGUUUUAAACAUAGAAGAGCUCUUUUCUUUCACAUAUUUUUUAUACAAUCUAUAAUCUAUAUAAAAUAGUUCAAUGACUACCUCAAAGUACCAAGAGUCAAUCAAAGAUCUCGCUUCCACAGACGAUGUUAAGCGACUUAAAGCCUUACGAUUUAUAAAAAACUCAGUCAUUGGAAACAAAACAAAAAAGGAUCUUUACAUCCAACUCGGCGUAGUGCAAAAACUAGUUGAAUACCUUACGCUUCCCGAUGACACGUCCUUUUUUCUUAAAAUACAAGCAGCAACUGUUCUUGGCAGUAUUGCUUAUGGCAAAGACGAAAAUGUGAAUGCGGUUGUGUCUUUUGGAGCAAUAACACCACUCUUGGAUGCUUUGGCUCUACGUCCUAGUGUCCCGGUGAUUGAAGCCAUUCGUGAAAAACGCAAGCUGCUAGAAGCUGCUACACGCGCAUUAAAGUCUAUUUUCACAUGCCCAAGAACUCCAAAGGAUGAUAUUUUCACAAGUCAUUGCUAGUUUCUGACAUAAAACUCUGUCGUUCCUAUCAUUUCUGAACAAAACAAUCCAGGAAAAGCAUAUUUCGGAUCUUGUUGCCUUGUUAGAUGCGACAU